Molecule: messenger RNA, 357 nt
Organism: Octopus sinensis (East Asian common octopus)
Lineage: Eukaryota; Metazoa; Mollusca; Cephalopoda; Octopoda; Octopodidae
Product: zinc finger BED domain-containing protein 5-like
Exons: 1
Coding region: 1-357 (118 amino acids)
Source: RefSeq, a predicted model, not a curated record
AUGGAUUCUGAUUUUAAGUGCUUACUGCUUCUUACAGAAGUGCAAUGGCUCUCGAAAGGAAAAGUGCUCUCUCGAUUUAUCUAUUUGCAAACUGAAAUAUGUUUCUUCGAAGCUGAAAAUUCUGGAUUUGAAUUUCUUAACGAUGAGAAUGGGGUGCUGAAAGUAGCAUUUCUCAACGAUCUUUUUGAGAAAUUGAACGUUUUAAAUUUGAGUCUGCAAGGAGCGAACGAAAAUAAUAUUACAAUUACAGGCAAAUUAAAGUCUUUCACCGACAAGUUAGAACUGUGGAUAAGGAAAGUUAAAAACUCGCAGCUUGAUUGCUUCUCAGGCGUAGAGGCUUUUUCCAAACAAGUUUAA